Molecule: messenger RNA, 1094 nt
Organism: Manis pentadactyla (Chinese pangolin)
Lineage: Eukaryota; Metazoa; Chordata; Mammalia; Pholidota; Manidae
Gene: IFT27
Product: intraflagellar transport 27
Exons: 7
Coding region: 385-945 (186 amino acids)
Biological process (GO): intraciliary transport
Cellular component (GO): Golgi apparatus
Molecular function (GO): GTP binding; GTPase activity
Source: RefSeq, a predicted model, not a curated record
GGGGUAGGCGGGCGAUGGUUGCAGGUUGAACUCGUUGGGUCCGCUUCUGGGGCGUAGGGUUUCGGGAUCAGCCUUCGCGAUCCUCUCUGCCAGGGGCUGGACCCGGAACGCGAGCUGCAUUGCCUGGCUCGUACCUUCUAGGCUGCCUUCUGAGUCGUUGAGCCAGGCCGCAUCUGUCACUUCCCUGCACCCCUGUCCCCACCCUAGCUUCCGAUAGCCGUCCCCAGCCCAGCCCGUAGGGUCCAGGUCUCAUUGUCCCUGUCCCCGCCGUGGCUGCAGACCCCUUGAGCGUCUGCCCUCCCUGCUUCCUUUCCCAGGCAAAGCCUACCAACGCCUCUAGCAGUCUGUCUUCCCCUCUUCGGUGCGUGGAGGUGGUUGGUUACCAUGGUGAAGCUGGCGGCCAAAUGCAUCUUGGCAGGAGACCCAGCUGUGGGCAAGACUGCCCUGGCACAGAUCUUCCGCAGCGAUGGAGCCCAUUUCCAGAAGAACUACACCCUGACAGCAGGGGUGGAUCUGGUGGUGAAGACGGUGCCAGUCCCUGACACGGGGGACAGUGUGGAACUCUUCAUUUUUGAUUCUGCUGGCAAGGAGCUGUUUUCUGAAAUGUUGGAUAAAUUGUGGGAGAGGCCCAAUGUCUUGUGUCUCGUCUAUGAUGUGACCAAUGAGCAGUCCUUCAACAACUGCAGCAAAUGGCUGGAGAAGGCUCGGUCACAGAUUCCAGGAACCUGCCUCCCAGGUGUGUUAGUGGGGAAUAAGACAGACCUGGCCGGCAGACGAGCAGUGGAAUCGGCUCAGGCCCGGGCGUGGGCGCUGGGCCAAGGCCUGGAAUGUUUUGAAACGUCCGUGAAGGAGAUGGAAAACUAUGAAGCCCCGUUCCACUAUCUGGCCAAGCAGUUCCACCACCUGUACCGGGAGAAGGUGGAGGUUCUCCACUCUCUGGUGUGAGGGGCUGCGACGGACUGUUGCUGCCGACAGCACGAUGCUCCUGGGAAUCUGGCAGCUGGCCUGUCUCCUCAGAAGAUGGGAGAAGAUGGAAAUGCCGUGGCACUUCCGAUAUGUCAUGGCAGCUUUAAAUAAAAUGAGAAAACGUAGAA